This is a messenger RNA of Chlorella variabilis, 507 nucleotides long. RefSeq lists its product as hypothetical. The record is from RefSeq and is a predicted model, not a curated record. The coding region runs from base 1 to 507 and encodes 168 amino acids. The transcript has 5 exons. NCBI's taxonomy places the organism in Eukaryota, Viridiplantae, Chlorophyta, Trebouxiophyceae, Chlorellales, Chlorellaceae.
AUGAAGUACCGGCCCCGCGUCGUGACGAUUGAGUACAACUCUGCAAUUCCCGCCAACCAGCGCCGCGUCAUCGAUCCUGCCGACAAGCAGCACUGGACAGGGACAACCUAUUGCAGCGCAUCGCUCCUGGCGCUGCAUGAUCUGGGGAGGCUCAAGGGCUACACUCUGGUCGCGACCGAUAAGCACGGCAUCAAUGCCUUUUUCGUGCGGACGGACAUCCUCGAGUGCCAGAAAGUGCAGGCCAUGUUUUGGGCAGCUCCAGACACAUUCAUGCUCGAAUUCCUUCCCACUGAGAUGUGGGGCGUUGUGGUGUGGGAGGAGGCCGGUCAGAACGGAGCGCGGGUCUUCGUGCUACUGGUCACCUCGCACGAUGAGCAGCACAACAUGUACAUCGACCCUUUUCUGGUGGCGUCAGCGUUGCAGCAGCAGCUGGGCGUCGUGCCCCCUGCGGAGCCGCAGCCGUAUUAUAAAUGGGACUUGCAGCAACUGAAUAGGAAGCUGGCUUGA